Molecule: messenger RNA, 6325 nt
Organism: Morone saxatilis (striped sea-bass)
Lineage: Eukaryota; Metazoa; Chordata; Actinopteri; Moronidae
Gene: arhgap10
Product: Rho GTPase activating protein 10
Exons: 22
Coding region: 445-2796 (783 amino acids)
Biological process (GO): signal transduction
Cellular component (GO): cytoplasm
Molecular function (GO): protein binding; GTPase activator activity
Source: RefSeq, a predicted model, not a curated record
AGAUGUCAGCAGAGUUUCUCAAUCUGUCACUUUGCUAGGUGGAGUGCGCUUGAUGGAGGAACGAAAAAUCGGAUACAGCAACCAUGACUUUCUGACAACUCCUGUGAACCGGCUUCCGAUGAACACUUGACCCGAGAGCGUGUUUGCAUCACCCUCAACACGUUAUACCUGUUAGCGACUCCUUUUUUCCUUUAUUUGACAACUGUGGAACAACACCCAUGCGCCUGUGUCAGAAGUUUCAUGCUAACCACCGUUAGCUGCUGCUGCUGCUGCUUCACGUAGCUAUGUUUUCUCUGCUAGCGACAAAAAGUGGUACUUUAAUUGUGGGAGUCUAGUUUGUUUUGUUGUUGUUUUAAAGCUACGAAGUAAGCGUCAUUUUAGACUGGUUUCCCACCCCCCUCCUCCUCCUCUCUGUGUAAAAACGAAGCUAUCAAUCUGUCAGAAAUGGGACUACACCCGCUGGAGUUUAGUGAAUGCUAUCUGGACAGCCCCUGCUUCAGGGAGAAAAUAAAGGCACACGAAGCAGAGCUGGACAAAACUAACAGAUUUAUCAAAGAGCUGUACAAAGAUGGGAAGAACCUCAUCAAUGCAACGAAGCAGCUGGGUAUGGCACAGCGAAAGUUUGCUCAGUGCCUGGGAGAGUUUCAGUUUGAGUACAUUGGAGAUGCAAAGACAGACGAUGAAAAGUGUAUCGAUGAGUCUUUGCAGGAGUUCUCCUCAUUCCUCAAGAACCUAGAAGACCAAAGAGAGCUGAUGAUGAGAAACAUCACAGAAACCUUAAUGAAACCCCUGGAGAAGUUCAGGAAAGAUCAUCUUGGUAUAGUUAGGGCGGAAAGAAAGAAGUAUGAGAAAGAAACAGAGAAGUACUACAGCUCUCUGGAAAAGCUUCUGAAUAUGUCAGCAAAGAAGAAAGAACCACAGCUACAAGAGGCAGACAUCCAGGUGGAUGCCAUGAGGCAGCACUUUCAGGAGGAGUCACUGGACUAUGUGUGCAAAUUGCAGGAGAUCCAAGAGAGAAAGAAGUUUGAGUGUGUGGAACCGAUGCUGGCCUUCUUUCAGACAGUCUUCACCUUUUAUCACCAGGGCUUCGAGCUCGCCAAGGACUUUGACCAUUAUAAAAGAGCACUGCAGAUCAAUAUUCAGAAUACAAGGAGUCGAUUUGAGGGCGCGCGGUCUGAAGUGUACGAGCUGAUGAAAAGGAUCAGGGAGACACCACAAGAAUACAGACAGACCAGCCCUAUCAGUUGUGAAGGCUAUCUCUAUGUACAAGAAAAACGGCCACCUCCCUUUGGUUCAAGUUGGGUCAAGCGCUACUGCACAUUUGUCAAAGAGCAGAAGAUCCUGCACAUGGUGACCUUCGACCACAGAUCUGGUGGGAAGAAUGGUGAGAUAGAGUCUGUCACGCUCAAAUCCUGUGUUCGCAAAACGACAGACAUGUUGGACAGGAGGUUCUGUUUAGAACUCGACAUAACAGAUCGGCCAGGGACGGUGCUAACAGUACAAGCUCUGUCAGAGGAUGACCAGAAGUUCUGGAUGCAGGCCAUGGGUGGGAAGGACCCUAUUGGACACUAUCUUGGGAGGACUUUUUCUAAAGAACGAGGAAUUGAUGCCCAGCUGGAUGAUGUGGGUUUAAGUUUUGUGAAGAACUCCAUCAGCGCCAUAGAGACGAGAGGUAUUAAUGACCAAGGGCUGUACAGAGUUGUCGGGGUAAGCUCCAAGGUCCAGAAGCUUCUCUCAUUAAUGAUUGAUGAGACGAGCAACGAAGUGGAUCUGUCUACCAGCGAGGACUGGGACAUUAAGACAAUAACGAGUGCACUGAAGCUUUAUCUGAGGAGCCUCCCUGAGCCGUUGAUGACCUAUGGACUUUACAAAGAGUUUAUUAGCCCUGCGAAGGGCGGUAGUCCAGAGUCUCGCAUCCAAGCCAUCCACUGCCUGGUCCACAAACUACCGGAGAGGAAUCGACAAGUCCUCGGGCUGCUUAUGAAGCAUCUGGCCAAUGUGGCAGCUAACAGUAAACAGAAUCUGAUGACCGUGGCAAACCUAGGCGUGGUGUUUGGCCCCACGUUAAUGAGGCCGCAGGAGGAGACUGUCGCUGCCAUCAUGGAUCUUAAGUUCCAGAACAUUGUGGUUGAAAUCCUUAUUGAACACCAUGAAAAGAUCUUUGCAGAUGCUCCCGAGUCAUGCCCUCUUUCACCUGCUGCCCCAGUAUUCUCUGCUCCCACAAGGCAGUCCAAGAAGCUGAGUCGACAGAAUCGGCCCCUGGCUGUCUACAAUCCACAAGCCCUAGACAUUCAGAAUGCAGUGGGAGAUAGUUCCAGCCUAACUCCUGAUGAGACAUCAAUGGGCAGCAAUGAGUCUGUAUCUUCCCAGUCAUCGUCAGCCUCGACCUCGGAGACGCCUGUAGAGAGGAGUGACCAUGCCCCACUUAGCACCAGCCUCAGCUCAGGCAGCAACUCCAAGGCCCCCACAGCAGGAACUUCCUGGUCCACUCUUGGAGCGCCAGGAGAGAGUCAACCUGCUGCCAACACAGCUGCUUCUGAAAAAGAAAAGCCUGAGGAGAGUGUCACCGGCAGGAAAGCCAUGGCAGUGUACCCAUGUGAGGCUGAGCACGACUCUGAGCUCUCCUUCCAGGUCGGUGCAAUAUUCAACGCCGGUAAGUGUUAUCGCCUACACCAGUCGCUCACUCAGAACCAGCCCUGGCAUAUUGGAUUUGGAGGAAAACCGAACACCCAAUCUGAUCUUCAAUCGAACAGAGAGAUGAGACGAGGAGAGGGAGAAUGGGGAGGAGGGGGAUAGGAGACACAGAUUUGCUCUUCAGUGCGUCUGGAAGAGGCUCGACUGAGCUUUAAUCACUCUCAGAGGAAAUGAGGAUUUUGUAGUUCCUAUUUUUUGUCAAAACCCUAUUUUGUGAGACACAGACACUAUAGAGAUACUAUAGUCUUUGCAGGGAAACAUGUGGUGAUGUCUUUGAUAAGACCCCACAAUGCAUUGCAGGGUAUUGGUUGUUAUGUUCUUUUCUUGUUCUUUCAACCUAAAUGGUGAAAAAAUCUUUUUUUGGCAUAGUUAGUCUCCAUUGUCUUGCAGAUUUAAGUAAACCGUCUUCCUUUAAAGGUGUUAUGAUCUAAAGUUAUGAUCUAAACGUCCAAAUCUGACAGCUGCCAUUAAUGGAUAAAUGGAUUAGACAAUGGAAACCUCACCUUAAUCAUCUUUCUAUACACUCUAUGCACAGUAUUCCCUUUUGUUCUGCCUGUACAUUAAAGCCAUCAAUGUUCCAUUGUUGGCUGAAAGAGUUCAUCUCAGGAUAAAUGCCUACCAUGGCAAAAUUCAAUUUAAUAGAAGGUGGUUUUCCAACUCCUAAAUGUGAACUUAUAUUAUCAGAAUAAUAAUAAACACGAAAAUGGAUAAAGUAUCACAUUUUCAUAAACUAAAUUAAAUUAUUUUCGAGCCCACACUUAUUGUAAAAUUUCAUUUGCAGCUUCACCCUUUUGUUUAGUAAAAGUAUUACUGAACGAUGACGUGUGUUUCUUUUGGAUCUUAACUUAAAUCUCCAGUUACCUCGAUACAAAAUCUGGGGAGCUUUAGUAUAGUUUUGCUUUCAUUCUGUCUGUCCUUCUUCACUAAUCAGCCAUCAAUUUAAGUGAUUGACAUGUUACAUAAACAUUACAUAAUGAGGCUCUCAUUAACUAAACAUCUACACUUGACAUGUUGUAUACUUUGUAUUCAGUUAUUUCUAAAUGUCUUUUUGGUCUGAGCUGUACAUACAGUUUGUCUAAAGAAAGAUGACAGUAUGUUGAUGCCUCCUCACCCUUAAAACUGAAACUAUCUUGCUUAUUUAUUUUUUUAAAGGCAAAAUUUGUAAUUGGUUGUUCCUAAAAAUGUCAGUAAAAAUAAUCCCAUAGCAGUAGGGGAAUGAAAGUUUAUUAUUGUACUAUGCGCAUGUGCAUAUAAGGUUGGGGGUCUUUGUUUCUCAGUUGAUCAUAAUUGAAAAGACAAGUCUUAUUCUAAUGUAUUUAAAUUUAUUCUAAUUGGGACAAACAGAUAUAAAACACCUUUAACAACCUGAGAAAACAUUACUCAUGCAGAAUGGGGUUGUAUUCUUUUGGUAGCCCUUAUAUUAGAAAAUCUGUCAGUCAAUUUGGAAAUUAAAGCUGGUUCAAAUCAUGUGCUUUGAAUUUUGGUGGCAUGUCAACUCUUUUGUCUACACCUGUAUGAAAGAUUGGGCUUUUAUGUUCCUUGUCCUUGUUCAAUAGACGAAUAAGAGUGGACUCGUAAACACAUUUCUGUCUGCCCUGAGGCAGGCUGAGACAUGUUACAAGAGAAAAGAAAUUAAGUAUGAAGUAUUAAAUUAGUUUAUAUCUUGACUUUGGCCUUAGAAGUUCUCACUGACAAUUUAUCCAUGCAAUUGUUGACUCGCAAAUGCACUCAAAAUUUUAAAUUGGCUCACUUUGGAGACAAAUAAAGAGUCUUGGGAGGAUUUUGAGAAGGCAUGCCACAUUAAUGCUCCAUGCUCUGACACAUCUGUCACACUAAAUGGUUUGUGAGAGCUCCGUUUUGCUGCUGAAAUUCUAGAAAAAUUGGAUCCAAAAACAGACUUGAGAUGUAUAGUAGAGAUAAAAUGAGUCGAAGUGGAGUUUAGUGCAACCGCAUCAUUACUGUAUCCUCUUCAGACCUGCGCUCUGCUCACUCUGACACAUACUGUAUACUCACUGGAGGACUCUGUGUCCUCUGUCUGUCCCCCACCCUCACCCUCCCUGUGGUGUUGUACCCCCCCAUUGACGCUGUGUCCUCUCCUGCAGUGACCCAGUCGAGAGAGCCAGGCUGGCUGGAGGGCGAGCUGGAGGGAAAGAGGGGCCUCAUCCCUGAGAACUACGUGGAGAUGUUGUAGCCUCAAAUGGAAAUAUUUAUGGACAAGUUAUCACAUCCACCUGGAAAAAUCUGCGGAGAAUGCAUGUGCCUCAACUCUGACAUUCACAGUAGAGCCUUGUUUAUCCAAGUCCCUGAAUACUCUCAAGCAAGUGACAAUAUAUUAUUACUGAUGGACUAUUCUUGAUACACAAGUAUAUGCAUUUUUGGCUGGCAAGUAGACUUUUGUGAUGCAUGUGCGAGCAUGUUUCUUUGUUUGAAUUUACUUUAAUUAAUACUUACAUUUCAUCGUUGUAAUAGCAAAAUGGGUUUGCACUUAAAAUAUUAUGCUGUAUACAAAGAUGCUGUAGCCUCUAAACAUUCAGGUAACUUUGUUAGCAGCACCAGAGAAUGAGUGCCUCUCUGUUAAAGGACUCACUCUCUCCCCUAGUUAUACAUGGUAUCCAUGAGCACCCAAAGUCAAAGAAUGAUCCUCAGAAACUGUAAGGAUCAAGGAAUGUCAAAAUUCAAAUCACUGUAAUCAGUUUUUAAAGAUAUUUUGCACCAAAUUCAGUAGCUUUAGACCCUUUUAACAAUGUUUGUUUUCAGCUUUUAAAAGAUUAGAGAUACUGUACCUACCGUGCCUCAACUAUCAGCGUUACACCCAGUGUAAAUGUAUGUACGGGUAUAUAUGAAAACGAAUUGGAGUGUUACUGCUUUAGCUUUUAAAAUGUUGCAUUCUUCUGUCAUUUUAAGAAUAUUUGGAUAGUCAAAAUGAGGCACAUCACUAUUGUAAUUGUAUUUAAUUUAAUUGGCACAUUGAUUGCAUGACUUUUGAAUUUUAAACACACUCUGUACUGUUUUGUUCUUGGUGCACUCCUUCACAGAAACACAGUAAAACGCCUCUUUGAUGCCUAAUGGACCUCUUGUGUUAAACACUAGCAUCAGAGAGUCAGCAGAGGUAAUGAUUUAAACCAAGUGUUUUUCUUGUCAAAGGAUCUGUUUUUGUUUGUUUUUAAAGCUUAUUUUAAACGUUGCUCAGUUUCCUCUGAGCAGAGAAAUACACUCCCACAAAGUUGAAAUUUUAGUUUAUCGUUAUUUUAUCUUCAACUUCAGAGGAAUAAGUGAUCAGAAAUCACAAUCAGAAAGUUUUAUUAUCAGUAAGACCACAAAAUGCAGUAUUUCAAAGUCUUACAUCUGUUCAGUGUAUGUAGUUAUGACUACCAAGUAUGUUUUACACGUCUCCGUUAUGUGAUGGACCGUUUUUAUUUGGUUUAACAUGUACACAUGUCCCAUUACAAUUCAUCCUUCCGCUGUUAAAUAAGACACUUUAAUUUCUCGGAGAGCUUUGGUUCAGCAGACUGUGUUUGCAAUAAUUUAAGACACUGAUUUAUGAUGUUUGUAAAGGGCCUUGACUUCUUUUUAUACCUUUGGGUAUUCUUUUGAUCAAUGUUAAACAAAUAAAGAUUGUUCUGUUCUUUAC